UUAUAUGAUGGAGGCUCUGACAGGUGGAAGCUCACCUGGCCUUUGCUCAUAUGGCACACUGCUCACCUGUUUCCCCAUACUUACCUGGCUGCCCAGGUACAAGCUCACCUGGCUGAAGAUGGACCUGAUCGCAGGUCUUACCGUGGGGCUUACCGCGGUUCCUCAAGGCCUGGCUUAUGCAGCGGUGGCUGGCCUACCUGUGCAGUACGGGUUGUAUUCUGGUUUCAUGGGCGGAUUCAUCUAUUGUAUUUUUGGCACGUCGAAAGACAUCACGCUGGGCCCAACGGCCAUCAUGUCCCUGCUGGUUUCGUCAUAUAUCGGUGGAGACCCUGUUUUCGCCGUUGUGCUCACCCUCUUGUGCGGGGUUAUUCAAGCGGGAAUGGCCCUGCUGAGAUUAGGGUUUCUUUUGGACUUCAUCUCUUAUCCGGUCAUAAAAGGAUUCACGUGUGCUGCCGCGGUCACUAUUGGCUUUGGUCAGGUGAAGAACAUUCUGGGUCUGAAGGACAUCCCGCAGAGUUUCUUUCCGCAGGUGUAUUACACAUUUCAGAGGAUCCCAGAGGCCAGGAUAGGGGAUGUAGUUCUGGGUCUGUGCUGUCUGCUCUUUCUGAUCAUGUUGACGGUGAUGAAGAAUUCUCUAAGUUCUGAAGAAGAAACCUCUCGCCUCGUCCGAGCAGCCAGAGGACUGGUGUGGAGUUUAGCCACCAUUCGUAACGCUCUCGUGGUCAUAGCGGCGACAGCUGUCGCGUACUCCGUGGAGGUCACCGGAAACCAUUUCUUCAGCCUCACUGGAAAAACAGCCACAGGCCUUCCUCCGUUUAAAGCUCCGCCCCUCUCCGAGACGAUAGCCAAUGAUACGGUUAUUACAUUCAGUGAAAUUGCAAAGGAUUUGGGAGGCGGCCUGGCUGUCAUUCCAUUAAUGGGCGUCCUUGAAAGCAUUGCUAUUGCCAAAGCAUUCGGAAGCAAGAAUAACUACCGAAUUAAUGCCAACCAAGAGCUCUUUGCCAUCGGUCUCACCAACAUCGUGGGCUCAUUUGUGUCGGCAUACCCCGUCACCGGCAGUUUCGGGAGAACUGCAGUAAAUUCUCAAAGCGGCGUAUGCACACCUGCAGGCGGUGUAGUCACAAGUGUCAUCGUGCUGUUGUCGUUGGCUUUUCUUAUGCCGCUGUUCUAUUACAUUCCUAAAGCUUCACUCGCUGCGGUUAUAAUAUGUGCUGUGAGCCCCAUGAUGGACUACAGAGUCCCCGUUCAGCUCUGGAGAGUCAAGAAACUGGACCUGCUGCCCUUCCUGGUGACGUUUUUGAUGAGUUUCUGGGAGGUGCAGUAUGGGAUUGUGGGAGGUGUCGUUGUGUCGGUUUUUAUGUUGCUGUACAUCAUGGCUAGACCGAAAGUAAAGGUGUCGGAUCACAGCGUUGUGAUCCUGGAGUUGGACAGCGGAUUGAAUUUUCCCAUGACGGAGCAUCUGAGCAGGCUUGUCUACACGCAUGCACUUCAGGCAUCUCCUGCGCGGUGUCUUGUUCUAGACUGUUCUCAUGUCAGCUGUAUAGACUACACUGUUGUUCAUGAACUUGCAGAAUUACUCCAGCAGUUCGAACUCAAAGGCCUUUCGCUGGUCUUUGCCGGACUUAAGCCUUCAGUUUUAAAGGUGCUCCUGAUGGCCGAUCUUCCUGCUUUUAGACACACAGACAGUGUAGACGAGGCACUACAACUUUUGACUGGACGGUCACAUUGCGACUAACAAUUCUAACACUUACUGUCAACAAAUCAACACUUGAAACCCUUAAACCCUCUGCUCAGUGAUUGGCUGAUGGAAUUACUGCGCACACCUUUGACCAUUCACCACUCAGGAAGAGAGACAUUAAUACUAAUGUAAUGUUGGUUACGUCGUCAUCAUGUAAAUAUAAGUAUAUUUUUGCACUUCUAAGAGAGCUUUGGAAAUCAUGAGAGCUAUUUCUUAUAUUGAUAAUUUAUGUAAAAAAAUCCUGAAUUGUAUUUUUAUACACAUUCUUAACACUAAAACAAAGAAUCAAAACUUUAACUAACAACACAUGAAAAAACUAUAGUAUACUUUAUUAUUUACUAUAGUAAUCUGUAGUAAAUUAUUACUACACUUUGUUAAUGUGUACUAUAGUAUCUUGUACUACUGUAUAGUGAACUGUAUAAUAAACUGUAGUAAAUACUGUAGUAUACUUCACUAUUUACUAUGGUAGUGUUAAAAAGACUAUAGUAAUUGUAUUAGUAUACUACAGUAUUUUUUCAUCCAGGAUAGCAAACACUAUGGCUGUGUCCGAAAUAGCCCCCAUACCUUCGUUCACUUUUCCCUACAUUAGUUCACUAAUAUUGUCCACUCGAACGAGUGAAUGAAAACGAUUGAGCGGCUGGAGUUCAUUUGGCACGCGCCUCACAGUGAAUAUGGGUAGCGGCUAGUCGUACACUCAUUAUUGCGGUGAAUUAUGGUAUUGAAUAAGUGCACUCGAUAAUGUCCACUAUAAUUCCAGACAGCACUACAAAAUGGGUAUUGGGAGCUAUAUCAGACACAGCCUAUAAAUCAGGUUAUACAAUCUGGAUGGAUUAUGAGAGAGGGACCACCUGAAGCAUUCUGCACUAUACAAACUUUACUGUAAUGUCUAUUAACCAUUUAAUGCUUUGUCAAUUGCACAUGCAGCAUAAGUUUACAUUUUAAUUUCCUGAUGAAACUGAAUUUGUACCAGGAGUCUGAUUUAUGAUUUUAGACUGACCAAGAUCAAAUAGACCUCAUUGUCUAGAUGUGGGUGUAUCUGAAAUGUCUUGUUUUAUAUAACAGUAUAUAAAUAUAGGCUAUUAUGUUUCAAUGCUUUCGUUUUUAUUUACGUUUAUGCAAAUUAUGAGACUCUUUAUUCCAACGUGACAGUCCAUUAUAAGGUAUACAUUAUAUUAUUUUUUACCAGGGGGGCUGUUGAAUGCUUUAUUCUGAUUGGUUGAGAAAUGUUUCACGGCGUUAUUUUUAUGUAAAAUGCACACCUAACAUGUCAAAUGUUUUAAAAUAACCACCAGAGCAAUUUAUGUUGUACCGUGGUAUAAUUAUUUAAAAAUAAUGCAUCGUGCCGCAUUAUCACCUUGGGUGUGCAUUAUUUUCGAAUAAUUCAUCGGCCCGUCGUCGAUUAUUUCUUACAUAUGUGUUCUCUGGGAUUGAACCCACAACCUUUUGCACUGCUUAGUGCAAUGAUCUACCUUAAAAAAUCUCAGCUAUUAAAAAACAUCUCAUUCUAAAUAAAUGGUGUAAUAAAGUGAUUUAAGAAUAAA
Molecule: messenger RNA, 3279 nt
Organism: Misgurnus anguillicaudatus (oriental weatherfish)
Lineage: Eukaryota; Metazoa; Chordata; Actinopteri; Cypriniformes; Cobitidae
Gene: slc26a11
Product: solute carrier family 26 member 11
Biological process (GO): sulfate transmembrane transport
Cellular component (GO): membrane
Molecular function (GO): secondary active sulfate transmembrane transporter activity
Source: RefSeq, a predicted model, not a curated record